AUGCGGACCAGAAAUUCACUAGGAGAGUUGCCGACAUCACCCUCAGAGGAACAGACAAGCGCCAGGAAAAGAGGACAUGCCGAAGAUGAACCCGAGGUCGACAAGGACCUGACACCACGGAAGAGACGAAAGCCCACUAGAUUUCGAGACUCCCCAAAAGAAAUCAAAACUAAACCAGAGACUGCGCCCAAAGUAUUGGCCGAAUCCAAGGCCAAAGAGGAGGAUGGACAACCUCUGAAAAGGAAUGUCAACGACCUGGUCGUGGAUGUACUGGAGGGACCAGCCCAGACGCCCACCAAGAGGAAACCAGGCAGGCCGAAGGGUAGCAAGAACCUGCCCAAGCCACCGCUGAACGGGGUUCACACAACACCAUCCAAAUCACAAAGCGGCAGAAAAUGGGCAACCCCAGUCAAGACCAAUGGAUCCAACGGGAUCGAUACGCCGCGCAGGCGGAACCUGGCCGAUCGGUCAGCGCGCAAGAAGAGCGUGAGGACGAUGAUCGAGCGUGUGGUCUCGGGCAUGAUGAGCGACGAUGAGGCCGGCGAUGAUGUUUUAGCAAGGGAGAUUUAUCAGUCCAGCGAAGACGAGGAUGAAGGCCAGCAGAUACCAACCGUGGAAGUCGAGGCUCCCGCAGAAGAUCUGGAAACAGGGGAACAGUCGGAGGUGGCCCCUACUCCAACAAAGAGGAGACCCGGUCGUCCAAAAGGAAGCGGGAAGAACGGACCGGCAAGAAAAAGGUCGCCCACCCCUCCACGAGAUCUUCCUCCGUACGAGCGUUACUUCUUCCAAAACAAGCCCGGCUCUCUUAAAACUUCCGGGAACAGGCUGAACCUGGAGCUGCUUACGCACGAGGAAUACUUCAACUUGGUACGGGACUACAAGGAUCCACACGCUAGUGAUGUUCAAUUUCUACAAAACAUGCACGCCGACUCCUUUCGGCAAUGGGCAUUCGAGUUAUCCCAAGGUUUCAGCAUCUGCCUGUAUGGCUACGGCUCUAAACGCGCUCUCCUCCAGAGGUUUGCGACGGAGCUAUACCACCGAGGCCACAAGAGGAUAGUAGUUGUCAAUGGGUAUAUACGGACGUCGGGCGGCAUCAAGGAGGCCCUGAGCACGAUGGCACGGGCUGUCGAUCCGGCUUUUAGACUCCCAGCAACACUCCCUGUGACCAUGGCUCAAGGGCUCAUGUCACUGCUCGCUGAGCACCCCGACACUGUUCUCACGAUAAUAGUGAACUCUAUCGAUGCGCCAGGCAUGCGCAAGGGUGGUUCCAGUAAUACGACGCAGGCCAUCCUUGCACAGCUUGCCUCCCACAAACAGAUCCGUCUUGUUUGCUCUGCCGACACGCCCGAUUUCUCCCUGCUGUGGGACGCGGGCCAGAGGUCACAGUUCAAUUUUGCCAUGCAUGACUGCACGACUUUUGCAGCCUUUGGUGCCGCGGAGCUUGAUGUCGUCGACGAGGUGCACGAGCUGCUGGGCCGCAAGGACCGGCGCGUCGGUGGCAAGGACGGUGUCAUAUUUGUGCUGCGUAGUCUGCCGGAGAACGCCAAGAACCUGUUCCGUCUGCUCGUCACUGAAGCUCUUGUGGCCAUGGACGAGGGCAGCGGCAUGGGAAUGGGAGACUUUUCGGGCGGAGAUGGUCCAGGGGUGGAGUACAGGAUGAUGUACAACAAGGCGGUUGAGGAAUUCAUUUGCAGCUCUGAGAUGGCUUUCAGGACACUGCUCAAAGAAUUUCAUGAUCACCAAAUCAUCACCAGUCGGAAAGAUGCGCUAGGAACUGAGCUGUUAUGCUUGCCUUUUCGAAAAGAGGAGAUAGAGGGAAUCUUAGAAGACCUGAUGAGCUAACAUAUCUGCGCCUGGAAGAACUACAGUGGACAUACAAACAUUGUCAAUAUGAGUGUGUCUGUGGUACCAAUGGAGAUUAGGCGUAGCAAUAUGCCACAUUCCGAG
Pyricularia grisea is the source of this 1947-nucleotide messenger RNA. RefSeq lists its product as uncharacterized. Gene Ontology annotation, biological process: DNA replication. Gene Ontology annotation, cellular component: nuclear origin of replication recognition complex; nucleus. The transcript is spliced from 2 exons. Lineage: Eukaryota; Fungi; Ascomycota; Sordariomycetes; Magnaporthales; Pyriculariaceae. The coding region runs from base 1 to 1842 and encodes 613 amino acids. The record is from RefSeq and is a predicted model, not a curated record. Gene Ontology annotation, molecular function: DNA replication origin binding.